Dipodomys spectabilis (banner-tailed kangaroo rat) is the source of this 888-nucleotide messenger RNA. It is a transcript of the gene Tpmt, whose product is annotated as thiopurine S-methyltransferase. Bases 134 to 871 code for a protein of 245 amino acids. The transcript is spliced from 9 exons. Gene Ontology annotation, molecular function: thiopurine S-methyltransferase activity. NCBI's taxonomy places the organism in Eukaryota, Metazoa, Chordata, Mammalia, Rodentia, Heteromyidae. The record is from RefSeq and is a predicted model, not a curated record.
ACCUUGAGCAGGGGACCGGGGCCGGAGGCCGGAGGCGCCGCGUGAGACCCACUGACCCUCCGCUUACCAUCGCUAGCUAACCUUCCCUGGUGCCCGGGGCGAGCAGGAUUGGAGACAGAGGAGUCCACAAACAAUGGGUGACACAAAAGCAUCACUUGAUAUUAAAGAGUUCCCUGAUUCUGAGGUACAUCAGACACGCGUGCUAACCCUGCAAGAAUGGCAAGACAAGUGGGUGACCGGUAACACUACGUUUCAUCAAGAAAAAGGAAAUCAGCUAUUAAAGAAGCAUCUGGAGACAUUUCUUAAUGGCCAGAGUGGACUGAGGGUAUUUUUUCCUCUUUGUGGAAAAGCAGUUGAGAUGAAAUGGUUUGCAGACCGGGGUCACAAUGUCGUUGGUGUGGAAAUCAGUGAACUUGGGAUACGGGAAUUUUUUAAGGAGCAAAAUCUUUCUUACUCAGAAGAACAACUCGCCGAAAUACCUGGUGCCACAGUAUUUAAGAGUUCUUCGGGAAACAUUUCACUGUACUGUUGCAGCAUCUUUGACCUUCCCAGGGCAAAUAUUGGCCAAUUUGACAGGAUUUGGGAUAGAGGAGCAUUAGUCGCCAUCAAUCCAGAUGAUCGCAAACGUUAUACGGAUAUAAUACUGUCUCUCUUAAGAAAAGGGUUCCGCUACCUCCUGGCUGUUUUGUCUUAUGAUCCAACAAAACAUGCAGGUCCACCAUUUUAUGUUGCAGAUGCUGAAAUUAGAAGGCUGUUUGGGACAAAAUGCAGUAUUAGUUGCCUCGAGAAAGUUGAUGCUUUUGAAGAACGACAUAAACAUUGGGGAAUUGACUACAUUUUUGAAAAAUUAUAUCUGCUUACAGAAAAGUAAAGAUGAUAUAGAUGCAA